AAAAUAGAGGGGCGUAGCAAAUACCGCUUCACUUGCUCCCGCUCAACAACGCGGCAUAGUCUGUUUUGGCAGGGCUUUCAAGUAUAGACAAGGCCAAAUCAUUGUAGAAGAAUUUUAAAUGGAGGACGAUCUGUAUGGUGGAGAUCUUUAUGGGGACGCAGGAGGGGAGUAUGAAGGGGGCUACGGUGACGAUGUGCAGGCGGAGGGGCUGCAGGCAGCGGAGCUGCUGGGCGGUCAAAAGGCGGGCUCAGGCUUGCCGUCAAGAGACCUCUUUCACGACUUACCGCCCGCACAGCUUGACGAAGUCAAGGACACGAAACUAACAUCGAUGGGCAGCGGGCAGCAGCAGCAGCAGGCACAGCCAGCAACGGACCGGUGGCGGGUCGCAGUACGGGACAUAGCUGGCGUGCUGGGCCUCGCGGUCGGGAAUCGGGACCCGGACACGCACACAGUGCUGGAGAGCGUGCGGCGGCUGAAGGCGUCAGACACGAGCGCGCAGGAGGAGCUGCGCAAGCUGCGGCGGCGGGACGCGGCGUUGCAGAUGCAGCUGGCUGACCGCAGUCUGGAGGCGCUGGAGUUGCGGCGCGAGCUGGCCUCCGCCUCCGCCGCCGCCGAGCCCAGUGUGGUGCAGCUGAAGCAGCUGAUGCUGGACCCCGCGGUGGCCAGGGAGUUCGCCAGGCUCCGGGCGGAGCUGGAGGCGGCGCAGGCGGAGCUGGCCACGGCGCGGGAGGAGCUGACGGCGGUGACGUUCACGCAGGAGAGCAAGGUCGGGCGGCAGCUGAUGGCCAAGUGCCGCAGCCUGCAGGAGGAGAACGAGGAGAUGGGCCGCGAGCUGGCGGAGGGCAAGGCGCAGGCGGCGGAGGCGGCGGAGGCCCUGGCGCGGGCGCACGCGGACGACAUGCGGGCGGCCUACCGCGAGCUGGAGGACCACUGUCUGGUGAUGGAGGACGAGGCGGAGGAGCUGCAGCGGGAGGUGUUUGCGCUGCGGGCGCGCGUGUCGGAGCUUGAGCGCGACGCGGGGCUGCCGCCCAGCCUGCCUCUGGGGGCCGGCAUGGGCGGCGGCGGCAUGGGUGGGGGCGGCAUGGGCGGGGGCUUCCAUGGCGGGCGCGGGAGGUUCGACAUGGGCGGGGGCGGGGGCUUCCGGGGGCGGGGCCGGGGGCCACCCGGCAUGGGUGGGCCGUUCAAACGGCCGUUUGGGGACCGGGACGGGAUGGGCGGGCCGAUGGGCGGGCGCGGAGGCUUCAUCAAGCGGAUACGCUGAGAUGGACCUGUGCUGCAGAGGCGUGUGCCGUGUGUGGCGUGCUUGUGUGUAAAUGAGUUGGUGGGUGUUGUGUGUUUGUUGAUUGUGUCGGUUUCCGUGUCGGGCACGCACGGGGAAAGGGGAAAGCGUGCUGUGCUAUGAUGCGUGUUGACGCGUGUCUGUGUGUGCGUGCCUGUGUCGAUCCUGACGUGUGCUCGGACCAGCCGUGGGGUUGUUGGACAGGCCUGCCCCAUGCUCGGCGUUUGGGGAGGAUGACAUGGGGGAUGACGCGUGCAAACGCCGCCGGCCAAGGCAUGUUUGGCGUGUGACGCUACGCUUGCUCGGACACUGGGACGGAUGACAGACUCAAGUGACGGAGGCGGUAUGCGCGCGUUUGUGGCUUCACUUCGCUUGUUAAGGGGUGCUGUACUGCGGACGUACUUGACUGGGCUGUUGGUUGUUGCAAGUGCGGCUCGAUUCAGCAUAUGCAACACUGCCUCCGUUUGGGAAGCUGGAUUAGCUCGGGUUCCAUAGCUGUGGUGGGGGUUGUGUGGGCUGCAAGCUCUGGCGCAGAGGCCUCGGCGUGUGGCUGGCAACACAUGUAACGGUCGACU
Molecule: messenger RNA, 1854 nt
Organism: Chlamydomonas reinhardtii
Lineage: Eukaryota; Viridiplantae; Chlorophyta; Chlorophyceae; Chlamydomonadales; Chlamydomonadaceae
Exons: 10
Coding region: 119-1261 (380 amino acids)
Biological process (GO): regulation of alternative mRNA splicing, via spliceosome
Cellular component (GO): nucleus
Source: RefSeq, a predicted model, not a curated record